AUGCUACUGGUGGUUUGUCUUCGCCUUCAUCCGGGACCAAAUGCACUUCAGCCUCCAAUUCCGUCCAACCGGUUUGUGUACCCGAUGUGCGGUCUGNCUGCCUGGUCCAAGAUUUUCCUGCUUCCCGAACGUCAGACGGUAGUCGACGCUUUGAUGCGUGCCGUUCGGCGUCUUGUUGUGAGUAGUUUAUAUCAACUAUUAGUUACACAUCCACCGGAUGGACUGGGUGAAGCGUCUUCAUUUAUGUCACCAGUCAGUUCUGCCGGCACAGGAUCCGCAACAAGUACCGCUUUAUCCAGUGACUCUAUCACACUUCAGGGAACUCAGCAGCGGAUUAUCAACCUGUUCAUUAUUCUUUAUGAAUGUCCGUUCGCCACCGAUCCGCUACAUUUCGAGCAUCUUCUACUGAAUAUCAAUCGUGCAGCCACUUGGCUCCCAGAGAUAUUGCAAGCACAAUUGUGCCGCGCCUGGGCAGAAAGUGUACGAUUACCGCUGGCCAAUUCAACGGUGCCUCCAGCUCCGGAACAAACCAAUUUGUGGUCGUUGCAACGAAUACUCUUGCAUCAUAUCACUUUACGAUGUCUAACCACUGACUACAGUGCACCUAAUGAGGACAAACAGAUUUGUGAAGCCGCGCUUGUAUUGCGCAUGGUUUACUAUGCUAGCCUCCUAGCUGGUCAAAUGGAUUCGCCCGAACUAUUAGCCCAAGAAGAGUUGGAAAACCGCGAGUUUCAAUCUCAGUUGCAGUCGAUUCGAAACAAUCAUCGAACCAGACGUCCUCGUGUUCCACUUCCAGAAGAUGCUUUAGCCAAAGCCCUACGUCUUUCGCCAAACGACUGUCGCAAACCGUUUAUUCCAGCCAAAGAUUUCGUUAACGAGACACUUAACGAAGGCCUUAAGCCCAAGCAAGAUUAUGUGAACUAUCGCUCCAAAGAUCCGUUCGGUGAAUUGAGUUUCAUGAAGCUCCCGUUCCUUUUGGAAACAUCCUCCAAAUCCACACUUUUAUACUACGAUAAUCGAAUGCGCAUGUUGGACGAACGACGUGACGUGGUUCUCCAAUCGUUCUUAGUAGGCAUUCCUGAGCUGCCGUUCCUCAAGCUACACAUUUCACGUGAUCGAAUUGUCGAGGAUGCACUGCUUGGGGUAUGUUUCAAAUAUUGUAUGCAUGUUUCCAUUGAUAACUGUAUAUUGUAUAUAUAUAUAUAUAUAUAUAUAUAUAUAUUCAAAUCAAAUCGGUCUAAGCUUUAUAUACCAUCACGACGAGACUACACCUUGACGUGGUGUAAUGGUUUGUGCACCUCUAUGACCCAACGAGCUACACAGGAUGGCUUUUGUCAAGCCUCAGAUCUAAUCCUGCCUGAAAGGUCAAAGGGUAGAGGUCGAACGAAGUUCAGCCUCCUGGUCCUCCAGGUUGGGGAUUCGCCUGGAAUUUGA
This is a messenger RNA of Echinostoma caproni, 1434 nucleotides long. The record is from the annotation of a GenBank genome assembly. Lineage: Eukaryota; Metazoa; Platyhelminthes; Trematoda; Plagiorchiida; Echinostomatidae.